Aspergillus mulundensis is the source of this 912-nucleotide messenger RNA. Its product is annotated as putative NUDIX family hydrolase. The coding region runs from base 1 to 912 and encodes 303 amino acids. Gene Ontology annotation, biological process: nucleoside phosphate metabolic process; ribose phosphate metabolic process. The transcript is spliced from 2 exons. Gene Ontology annotation, molecular function: ADP-ribose pyrophosphatase activity; ADP-glucose pyrophosphatase activity. The record is from RefSeq and is a predicted model, not a curated record. NCBI's taxonomy places the organism in Eukaryota, Fungi, Ascomycota, Eurotiomycetes, Eurotiales, Aspergillaceae.
AUGCUCCGAGGACUCAAGCCGUGGCAGCGCUUUGCCUUUACCUCCUUGCGACCGCAGAUUCCAGUCGCGGCCAUGUCGACAUCUACCAGCAUUCCCGACCAUGGUCUAGACUCCUUACCCGUUAGCUGCCCAUCGGAGCUAUCCAAAGAGGAAUUGUCGCGAUUUCCAGCCUUCCGUGUUUGGUUUGCUACAUUGCAACGCUCCUUGGGCCGCCAGAAACACCCAUCGCACGAGUUUCAUACCGACCCUUUUGUUCUACGCAAGAUCGAUGUGCAAGCGGUGGAUUUCUUCAAAGGCGGGAGGCUGGGCUUCGUGAAACUCAAAGUAGACGUAUCCAAUGCCAGCGGCGAGAGUCUACCUGGAAGCGUCUUCCUGCGCGGCGGAAGCGUUGGGAUGCUGCUCCUGCUCCAACCAGACGAUGUUCCUUCUGCUUCAGAAAACGACAAAUGGGCCGUCUUGACUGUACAGCCACGUAUACCCGCCGGUUCACUCGCGUUCUCCGAAAUCCCAGCUGGUAUGCUCGAUGAUAGCGGUGCGUUUGCGGGCAAGGCGGCGGAAGAAAUUGAGGAGGAAACAGGCUUGAGGAUCUCACAAAGCGAAUUAGUGGACAUGACUUCGCUCGCACUACAGUCAACGGACGGGUCGGAGGAUGGCGAGACGCUCCAAAAAGCAGUAUAUCCAUCCCCUGGUGGCAGCGACGAGUUCAUACCUUUGUUCUUAUGCGACAAGCGAAUGCCGCGCAAAGAUAUUGAAGCCUUGCAAGGAAAACUGACCGGUCUACGACAGCACGGGGAGAAGAUCACGCUGAAAGUUGUGCCAUUGAAGGAUCUAUGGAAAGAGGGCAUUCGAGACGGAAAGACCCUUGCUGCUUGGGCUUUGUACACAGGUCUGAAGAGAGACAACAAGCUUUGA